This is a messenger RNA of Caenorhabditis remanei, 2199 nucleotides long. RefSeq lists its product as uncharacterized. The transcript is spliced from 9 exons. The record is from RefSeq and is a predicted model, not a curated record. NCBI's taxonomy places the organism in Eukaryota, Metazoa, Nematoda, Chromadorea, Rhabditida, Rhabditidae. The coding region runs from base 1 to 2199 and encodes 732 amino acids.
AUGGCGGGAAGACAGCGUAGUCAAAUGGACAGUUCCGGCAAUUUCAAUAUCAAUCACCUGUACAAAUUUAUCUACGAUAAAUGCUCCAGUGCAUCCACCUUUUUGUGCCUGAAAACCAUAUGUGAGGCCUAUAACAAACCGCCUCGGAAAGUUCUACCAGACGGAGAGAUUCUCUAUAACCAAGCACUGUACGACUUGAUAAAUCAUGAUAGAAUUGGAUAUUUUCAUGGCAAAUCCGUGAUCAAAGUGAUAUACAUACUACGGAUCCCUGCCAAACCGAGAUUUCUCGAUCAAAUGAGAAUUGAUUUUCAUAUCGAAACGGACAUCAACAAUUGUAUCAUUUCAUGUACUGAUAAAAAGGGAAAGCUGACGUUGGGAUGGACUGAUAAUACUAUUCCAGUUGUUUCAUACGAAACCCAACACGAUCUUCUACACUUCAUGGCGGAACAUUCUCUGACUAUAAGUCAACCUGUUGCAGAUGAGGAAUUAGCGAGACAAUACGCUGAGAAACGUAAAACGUCUCUACCAAUAAGUGAGCUAGCCAAGCAAAUGAAUAUAGUGAAACCAGCAAUAUUAAAAGAACAAACGUAUAUUUUCCACACAAGGAUCCUUAUGGCCUUUAUGACACAAUAUCCAGUGGAUCAAGCUCUGAAAAAGAAAAUGCAUAUUCAUGGCACAGGAGACAUGGAUGGUAAUAUAAUCAUAACAUAUACAUCGAAUGAUGGAAGAAUAAAGUUAGAAAAACCCGCUACGUCUGAUAGGAGUAGUGGAGAGCCGGAAGUAAGACCUGCACUGCAACAUUUCGGUGUGAUGAAAGCCAAAAGAAAGAGGAUGAAGAAGAAAUUGAGUGAUACUGAAGAGCAAGAGUCGUCAAGUCAAGAUGGAGGAGAAUUUCAAGAAACCCAAGAAGAGUCACCUUCAACUUCUCAUUUUCUAACUCAUCAAGCAUCACAAUAUGAAGAAGAUCACCCAGGUGGCAAAAGACUCAAAACUGGUCGAAAAAGAAAAUCAAAGCAACAAGAUUCUUCCAUUUCAAGUCAGCCAAUUAAAAAGACAGCAUCAAUAUCGUCUACUGCCAUCAAUGAUAUGCCUGUGAUAAAUCAGCUACACACGAAUUUAACCCCUGCAUCCACAGCUAUCACACCUCAAUAUCCAGGAAUUAGCAAUCAAAACGCAAUAGUUGAAAGAGAAAUAAAGCUGGAAGAAGAAGAAAUGACGAGUUACAGUGGAUUCCAAGAAGAGACCGAGAUGAUACCUGGAAUCAAUUGCUUUGGCCAAGAUAUAGAUGAACCUCAAAGAGAGGAAAUGUUGAGAAGAUUCCAGGAGCGUUGGUUCUUUGUGCCAGGGGUUGCUCCUGAUAGUGAGAUACCAACCGAACAUACUCUCAAUCACACUUUCAAUCCAGCUAUGCCCUCUACCAGUCAACAAUAUUAUGAUAGCUUAAAACUCCCUGGAAAAGUUUCAACGUCCGAAUUUCCUAAAGUUCCAACACAAAACCUGGAGGCAAUAGGCUCUCUUCCUUCAUUCAUCAACCCGCGAGCUACUGGUAACGCGAAAGCUCCUCUUGGAUCCUUUUGGAGUUCAGAAACAUAUAAUAUCAUUUCAACUAUGCCAGAACCUGGAGUUGACAAAAUUGUUCAAAUCGAAUCUCCAACUCCGCCAGGUCCAACCAUUAGUGAUGAUGGUGCUUCAACAAAUGACUCCAACAAAACAGAUAGUCCACCAACUCUCAACAUUUUUUCACCACUACCAACACGAAAAUCAAGUGUAGAAGAGGAAAGAAGCAGCCCAGCGAAGGGAUGCAUCACUCGACAAUUCCUCAAAGAACUUCAUGGUGCAUUCCUAUCUUUAUCAACUCCGAGAUGCUCGGAAAUCGUUCGAAUCAUCACGGAAAAAAUGUACAAGACUCGUGGAAUCGAGUUAACUCGAGUGGAAGAGAUUGAGUUGGCAAUACACUCAUCGAUCAAAACCAUUGGAAAGAAUAGACAACUCGCUGAAGAAUCUGAAACCUUCAUUGAUAUAGCUGCAUUGUUCACUGCGCUUAUCAAAUUGAUCAAAGAAUUGAAUCUUGAAUCUCUCUCAUCGCUGGAACAGAGACUUGUUGAACUGUCACAGGAGUAUAGUCAAAAGAAAUAUAGUGUCUCGAUUGAAACUGUCAAGCAUUUAGUAUGGAAUAUAUUGGAUACGUGUGUGCCAUGA